AUGGCAGAUGUUGACAAGAUUGUAAAGGAGAAUGGAGGAGGCUAUCUCACCUGUGAGCUAUCUGAAGAUACUACAAGUGGCAUGGUACAAGGGAAAGAGGAAAUCCACAGGACUAAAACUGAUGGCAGCCUCAAAUCUUCCUCUGAGGAAGAACUUGAAAAGGAUGUUUUGGAACAAGGUGAAUCAGCACAAUUGGACAAUAUGAGAGAAAUUGGUAAGUAUACAGCACACUGACAAAACUUAACACAAAAGUUGUAGUGAGAUCAGCAUUGAAUACCACUGACAAUUAACUUUUGUUUCAUUAUGACUGGUUUAAAUGGACUGCAAAGAGGAAGUCACUGAAAUGGAUAUUGUCAACUUUCUUUCAGGAUUGGUAGCACUUAAGGAAGGAAGAGGGGAGCCAAGCAGUGAAGAAAAAUGUGGUGGGUAAAAUUCAGUAGUUAUACACCAUAUUGCAUCUAUUUUCUAUUAAACAGAGAGAGCUACGGCUCGGUAAGGAUUUGUCAUUAGGACCAGUGGCGGCUCCUGAAAAAAUUCUCAGGGGGGGCAAUUUUUCUGAUGAUUUAGGUGACCUACACACAUUUUAAAAAAGAUAUGUCCAGCAACAACAUGAAGACAGGGGCAGCAUAUAAGUCAAUACCAGAAGCAUUUAUUGACUGAUCUCAAAAGUGUUGGCUUACCAGGGUUGGUGGAGCCCUCAGUUUCAUCUUUGCCUCGCAAAGCUAACUCAAACACUCCGCAAAACUUCACACACUGGAUUAGCCGGCUGAGGAUGUGGCGGUUCUUGCUAAUGUCGUAGUAAAUAUAUUUGUUAUAGUGAAUAUGGAAUAUGAUAUGUUGAGUAAAAUGUUGUGCUAAGAUCUAUUUAGGUCAGGAGCUGGUUAUAAGUUCUGUUCCUAUCCAAUAACAAUGGACAAAAGGGUCCUAUCUUGUCAGCCUUGUCAGCAGGUGGCCAAGGACAACACCCACGCCAUAGGCCUCUCAGUUCUUCCAACUCACGAGUUCUUGCUCUGAGGACACACACACACACACACACAAACACACACACACACACAUCAUCACUGUUAAACACACACACACACACACACACACACAUCAUCACUGUUAAACACACACACACACACACACACACAAAAAUCCCCUCUCUUAGGCUGAACAUUUGAAGACAGAGAACCCGACUCAGAGCCAAUGCAACAGUGACAGUAGCCUGGAGGGGACCUCGCCCAACUCAUCAGGACCAAUCAGAAGAUCAGAACUACUAGAUUCAACCUACUUCAUUUAUUGCAUAAAAUGUCUGCACACAAUGUUUCGGGGCUCUCUUCAGAUAAUAAUAAUAAUAAUAAUAAUAAUAUGCCAUUUAGCAGACGCUUUUAUCCAAAGCGACUUACAGUCAUGCGUGCAUACAUUUUUGUGUAUGGGUGGUCCCGGGGAUCGAACCCACUACCUUGGCGUUACAAGCGCCGUGCUCUACCAGCUGAGCUACAGAAAGUGGAUACUCAUGGAUGCGCAUCGCAAUUGUAAAAUGUCAACACAAUUGGAGACACCACGUCAUUUUUGGAGACAUGUUAUUGACAGUAAACUAUUGUAGAUGCGACUGCUAACUAAAUAAAACAUUUUAGCUGGCUAGCUAAUCAUCUUAGCUAAAUGUGGGGCAAACAAUUCAGUUAUUUACCGUUAAUUUUAGGGAUUGGGGUGAAAGAAAUCGAGUUACAUAGUGAUACUUUACGAUAUACUGUAUUGACAAUAUCGCAAUAUUUUAGCGCUAGUUGGCUGUACCUGCACCAAAACACCAUUAUUGUUCCUUCAUAGCUUGUUCUCAAUCUUUUCACAUUGGGGAGCCAAUUUGUUUUCAGCACUUUUAUUUCCAUGACUGGUCAAAACUCGUUCUCAUGGCUUUCUGAUCCCUCUGCAACAGACAUAUGGUGCGCAAUAAAAUCACAGUAUCGAAUCGCAAUACGUAUAGAAUCAUGAGACUCGCAAUGCAUAUAUCUUAUCGUGAGGUUCCUGGCAAUUCCCAGCCCAAGUUAAUUUGCCACAACAAAUCUCUUCGCUAGCAAACGCGAUGUCUUCUCCAAAACGGCAAUGUGUCUCCAGCAAUGUUUACUUUUUUGACGUUCUAUGGCAUCUCCACUUUCCAAGCAUAUAUGACCACAUGUAAUAUUUUGGUAAGUGAUGCAAAUAGUGAACUAUGUAGGGCCAGGAUGUAAAAUAUAUGUAGCUGCAGCAAUUUCUCUUAUCUGAUAUGGUAAGUAAUGGGGCUUAAUGUAUAGCUCCCUAAUAGUUUGACGAACGGGUCCGUGCACGCGAUUCCAGAUAUCUUUACCUCUGAAUAAACUGCCUUUAUUAUACCAUAUCCACCCUGUCCAAAGUCUCUACUUGGUCUCAGUUCUCCAGUAAACUUGUGAUUAUCAACACUAACCUCAUCGUUGUGGCGGCGGACAGCUAGCCUGUAUCCCUCAUCCAGUUGAGUGGCAAUGUUCACUCCCCAAAGCAGACAAUCUCAAACAGAAAAAUCCUCGGGUGUAGGACUUUCCGCCUUUAGUAGAAACCUGUUGAAUUAUUAAAUUUGGUCUGGGAGGUCCUAAUUGUUUCGUUGCCAAUUUAUCUUGAUUUGUUCGCCGACAAAAAGUAACUUAUUUCAAAGAGACAAUCGAGUUGCACUGAACGCUAUAGCCAUCUUGAUAGUAGGGAGAACUCCGGGAUUGUGCGGGGGAGACUCAAGAUUUUAACUCAGUUACACCUAAGGAUUCAAAUGCGGAGCCAGGGCCAGGGAAUCCAUCUCUCUGUAUAGACAAGCAUCAACAGAAUUGCACUUUCACAAACUCUGCUGAUUCGGACAUGAAGAGCAGGGAUAUGGAUUUGUAUUUAUCGAAUGAUGAUUGGUCUACAGAUGUGGGCACUGAUUAUUGUAGCAAGAUAGACACAUUUAACAGACUUAUGCCAAGGACUUGAUUGUUCUGUCAAGGAAGUACAUGUAACAAAUAGUGGCUUACAUAUUAUAAACACUGAAGCAAAAUGCGAUUUUGAUGCUGUUUCCUCAGAAAGAACCACAAACGUGCCUUUCGACGUCAUCUUGGUGCACGCUUCUAAUCUGCAGCUCCAAAACAUCCAACCAUCAAAAUUAAAGUGCAACAGCUUGUGAUUGAGGCAUGCCAGCCCAGAGGAAGCUGUCCCAGCGAACAGUGUUCCGAACCCUGAUGGUGUCCCCUCAGAAUAUAAUGCCAAACUCCCGUCUCCCUGCCCGUCAACACUUUCCGAAAACACCAGCAACAGUCCAACACAGAGCCCAGGAAGAGCGACGACUUGAGUGAGUGCGGUCUCCCAGCUAGGCCGCUCAGCCUCAGGACUAACCCAAACAUCGCAGUCUUGUUCAGCUGCGAUGCCACGCCUCUCAGCCCGUAGGAUGGGGACAUGUUUUUCAGGGAUGAGGGGGCACUGACUCUAUAAACACUUAUAUCUGUUGUCGUCAGUGCCUCAGAGAAACUCCCCGAUGGGUCGACAGCUCUGUCCUCCUCUUCUAAGUUUGGAAUCUCCGAUUUUUUUUCACCAGCUUUUCAUACCGCUCCCGCUGGCUUUCUGUCCGACUCCCACCCGCUACCGCAAGAACUGGUCCCGAACCCAACCGCAGUCCUGCAAUGUUAUUUUAGACGUAUGUGACGCAGCUCACUUGCCAGCCAUGGUCCCAACAAUUUUGUGCCAUAUAGGCAAUAUCAAAUGCCAAAAAUAACUUCAGAAAUAGGUUACAUUUCCAGAGAUUCUCACGUGGCCCAUUAUAUUAGGCUAUCUGUAUUCCUGGGCUAUAUCAGCCAAUAGGCUAGAUGUAGUUUGAAAGAAGCAGAGUUGGAAAGAGAGCAGGCACUUUCUCUUGAGCUACGUUUUAUAGCCUACUUUUUAAGAGUGGGACGAUUUUCAGAUGGAGACAAAUAUGGGUGAUCAAUAUGUAGUAAACCAUAGCCUAUUCAUAUUUAGGAAGUUAAUUUCCUUGGAAAGAUAACUACCCCAUGCUUUUCCACCCAUGCAUAGGCUAUAGCCUACUACUUUAGUUGAGACCACAUGCACCUGAUCUUGCAUGUAUGGCUACUGAACUUGAAGCAGUAAGAAUAAUGAGAGCGGACACUCAAACUUUUUCUUGAGCUACAUUUUGCAUAGGCUAUAGGAUAUAGCCUACCUUUUAGGAGGACGAUUUGCAGGCAGAGACUAAUAAAUGGGUAAUCCAAUAUUUAUUGAAAAUAAAAAGGCGCAACGCUUGCUUUUUUGGAUGUACCUCGACUCACGUUGAUUGAGUGCCCUCCACUUCUUUCCAUUAUCAAUAUUUAUUUACAGACACUGUAGUAAACUAUAGGCUAUUCAUAUUUAAGUAAAUUUCCUCUGAAAGAUAACUGGCACGUGAUUCUCCACACAUGCAUAGGCAGCCUACUCUAUUUAAUUGAGACCACACAUAUACUAGGCUCCCUUGAUCUCGCACGUCCAACUAGGAGAGGAGAGGUAGGCUACUGAACUUGAGGCAGCGAAUUCUGAGUGUGAAUAAUGCGACAGGGGUGUUUUUAAUACAAUAUGUAGAAUAAAGCAUACAAAGCAGAAAGAUGACCGUUUCCAAAUAAUCUGUGGGACAAAAAAAAGUAUACAGUAAUCCCAAAGUUGUCUGUUUGACAGCCCGCUUCUACCUGCAGCAUGAAAGAUGCAGACCGCGCCACAAUGAUCUCUGUCGGGACCCGCAGGUCCCACAGACAUCCCGGGGGAAUGCAGCUCUCUACUUGCAUUUUCCCCCAUGAAUUAGUGUGAAAGUGCCAGUUUUGUCCACGAGAUGUCGCUGUUUCUGCUGUUACUGUCACACCCCUUUAUCAAUUUUGCUUGUCUCUUGUGUUUAUUCAAUUAAUCACUUUUUUAUUGCUCAUUAUGAAAAUAAAUGGUGUUGUCAUCCUCACAAAUCAAGCCAGUCUCCCAAUCCAACUCUUCUCGAAUAGUCCAACAAAUGGCAGCAUUCUGAGAGGGCUAUCCCUAUGGUGCAUUUCUCAUGAAUGCAUUGGCUCUCCCGAGUGGCGCAGUGGUCUAAGGCACUGCAUCGCAGUGCUAGCUGUGCCACUAGAGAUCCUGGUUCGAAUCCAGGCUCUGUCAUAGCCGGCCGCGACCGGGAGACCCAUGGGGCGGCGCACAAUUGGCCCAGCGUCGUCCAAGGUAGGGGAGGGAAUGGCCGGCAGGGAUGUAGCUCAGUUGGUAGAGCAUGGCAUUUGCAACGCCAGGGUUGUGGGUUCGAUUCCAGUAUAAAAAAAAUAUAAAAAAUGUAUGCACUCACUAACUGUAAGUCGCUCUGGAUAAGAGUGUCUGCUAAAUGACUAAAAAUGUAAAAAAUGAAUGUGGUGGCGAAAUGGACUAGUGACUAAAAUGUGACAACCCUAAUAAAAUAAUAUAAUUAAAAACAGAUCAGUCUUAUGAUUUUCAAUAAAAUGAUUAGAAAACAUCUCUAUAUGUUUGAUUAGUGACAUUUACCAUUAAACCCAAUUCAUGACCAUUGAAUACCUUUAGAGACCAUAACAUUGAAACCAUUAGAACUGCUGUAGCCUAUUGGUUUGCUUGUUGACCAGGAAUGGUCUAACUAAUCACAACCUUUUUUGAAGGGAAUUAACUAUAUACACAGGGGCCGUUUCCUGGACACAGAUUAUGCCUAAGAGAAGGGCAGUUUGUGAGUGUUUGAAUUGACACAGUGGUCUAAGGCACUGCAUUGCAGUGCUAGCUGUGCCACUAGAGAUCCCGGUUCGAAUCCAGGCUCUGUCGUAGCCGGCCGCGACCGGGAGACCCAUGGGGCGGCGCACAAUUGGCCCAGCGUCGUCCAGGGUAGGGGAGGGAAUGGCCGGCAGGGAUGUAGCUCAGUUGGUAGAGCAUGGCGUUUGCAACGCCAGGGUUGUGGGUUCGAUUCCCACGGGGGACCAGUAUGAAAAAAUAAUAAAACAUAAUAAUGUAUGCACUCACUAACUGUAAGUCGCUCUGGAUAAGAGCGUCUGCUAAAUGACUAAAAUGUAAAAUGUAAUAGUAGUACGUGAAUUGAUUGAUGAGGCUGCCCGCUCUUUUCUUAGUUACGUUCAUGGUUACGUUACGUAUGACGAAAGCGCGUAAGUGCAAGCCCUCAGAAGCCCAUAGAGAUUGUAUUGAAAGCUCUGAAAUUUGAAAAAAAUAGAUUUUACAUGGGAGUCUAUGACAGACUUCUGGGCGAUUUUCAACCUGACUGAAAUCGCCCCAAAAGGGGGGGGGAGCCAUUUGAAGCACGACUUUCGCCUGAUUGGACAUUUAGUGGCAGUGUGGCACUGUGGCAGAUUACAACACUGAUAACUACUGUUGCCGUGAUAUAAUUGAUUAGAAAAAAAUUCCCUUCCUUUUCCCGUUUGGCAGUGCGUCGCCCAUAUCGCCCUAUUGAACAGACCGCCCCUGAUUAGGACACAUUUUCAUUAUUGGUGUUUCUGCUUUCUAAAUGUCUUUCCUGAGAGGCAAAUAUGGUACAAAAGCUGUGUAGGUAGAUGUAACCAAAUAAAAUAUACACUGCUCAAAAAAAUAAAGGGAACACUUAAACAACACAAUGUAACUCCAAGUCAAUCACACUUCUGUGUGUCACGGUUUCGGCCGAGGCUGCUCCUCCUCCUGGUUCGGGCAUUGCUUCGGCGGUCGUUGUCCCCGGAGUACUAGCUGCCACCGAUCUAUGUUUCAUGUUCGUUUGGUUUUGUCUUGAUGUUGUACACCUGUGUCUAGUUAGUCCUCGUUAGUGUCCUAUUUAGUUCUCGUUGUGUGUGUCUGUGUUUGUGUGUGAUUGCUCUUCUGUUUUGGUGUUUGAGCUACGUACUUCCCUCCAGUGUUUGGAGAGGUUUUUGCACAUGUUAGUGCGCCGUUUGUUUGACGCCUGCGUGCGCCGUUAUUUCGCCUCCGGGCUUAUUGUGCUCAUUUACUACGUGAAUAUUUCACUAAAGUCUUUUGGACUGAGCUUCUGCGUCCUGCGCUUGAUUCCUGCACCACACCCACCUUCAGCACCCUAUGACACUGUGAAAUCAAACUGUCCACUUAGGAAGCAACACUGAUUGACAAUAAAUUUCACAUGCUGUUGUGCAAAUGGAAUAGACAAUAGGUGGAAAUUAUAGUCAAUUAGCAAGACACCCCCAAUAAAGGACUGGUUUUGCAGGUGAUGACCACAGACCACUUCUCAGUUCCUAUGCUUCCUGGCUGAUGUUUUGGUCACUUUUGAAUGCUGGCGGUGCUUUCACUGUAGUGGUAGCAUGAGACAGAGUAUACAACCCACACAAGUGGCUCAGGUAGUGCAGCUCAUCCAUGAUGGCACAUCAAUGCGAGCUGUGGCAAGAAGGUUUGCUGCGUCUGUCAGCGUAGUGUCCAGAGCAUGGAGGCGCUACCAGGAGACAGGCCAGUACAUCAGGAGACGUGGAGGAGGCCGUAGGAGGGCAACAACCCAGCAGCAGGACUGCUACCUCCGCCUUUGUGCAAGGAGGAGCAGGAGGAGCACUGCCAGAGCCCUGCAAAAUGACCUCCAGCAGGCCACAAAUGUGCAUGUGUCUGCUCAAACGGUCAGAAACAGACUCCAUGAGGGUGGUAUGAGGGCCCGACGUCCACAGGUGGGGGUUGUGCUUACAGCCCAACACCGUGCAGGACGUAUGGCAUUUGCCAGAGAACACCAAGAUUGGCAAAUUCGCCACUGGCGUCCUGUGCUCUUCACAGAUGAAAGCAGGUUCACACUGUUCGCACGUGACAGACGUGACAGAGUCUGGAGACGCCGUGGAGAACGUUCUGCUGCCUGCAACAUCCUCCAGCAUGACCGGUUUGGCGGUGGGUCAGUAAUGGUGUGGGGUGGCAUUUCUUUGGGGGGGGCCACACAGCCCUUCAUGUGCUCGCCAGAGGUAGCCUGACUGCCAUUAGGUACCGAGAUGAGAUCCUCAGACCCCUUGUGAGACCAUAUGCUGGUGCGGUUGGCCCUGGGUUCCUCCUAAUGCAAGACAAUGCUAGACCUCAUAUGGCUGGAGUGUGUCAGCAGUUCCUGCAAGAGGAAGGCAUUGAUGCUAUGGACUUUAUUCCACAAGAACCACAGCUGGUCUUAGAGGGGAAUCAGGGUGUCUGACCUGAUGAAGACGAUAUGCGUUGGUGUAUUUUAAUAACGUUUUAGCCCAUACAUUAAAGGGUUUUUAACUCCCAAACCCUCAAUAGUGCCUGGAGUUGGAUUUUUUUAUGCCACUUAGCACCUAUUUGUGGUUAUAACUGUUCCUUUUUGCUUUUCAGAAAAUUAUUUCAGUUAUUCUUUAAAUCGCUCAUUUAUUACUGCCCUGCGUUACACAAAUUCAAUUCAAGCAACAAUCACCAUUAACAUCUUUAUAAAAUACUUAUGCUUGUGUUAAUUUGAUGUGUUUUCAGUCUCGAAUCCAGGGGUCCAGAGACACAACAGUGUGGAGUUAUUGCCCCCAAAGAGUGAGUGAUCAAUAAAAUAUCAACUGAUUUUCAAUUCCUCUGUCUAGAUUGAAGAGUUGUGCAUUUAUGUUGUUCUGUUGUAAUAUGGUGCGUAAUGUUCAUGGUGUUAUCCUGAAAGAAAAGCAAACAAAAAUGUAAGUGUCAACAUUUUCAACAAUGUUUUACAGCAGACAUUUUAACUUGGUUGUGGUUGUGUUUAUGUUACAGUGUCUGAAAGUCCUACAGAGCUAAGGAUUGUGCUGCUCGGCAAGAAUGGCUCUGAGAAGAGUGCUGUUGGAAACGUCAUCCUGGAUAGAGGGGCAUUUGACCCCAACUAUGUACAAAGUCGCUGUGAGAGAGCCAGGGGUCAAGUAGACGGAAGAGGCAUAGCUGUGAUCAACACUCCAGACCUGUUAGACCCUCACAUCUCACAUGACAAACUCUUAGAGGAACUGCGUUGGUGUGUCACUCUGUCUGACCCAGGACCUCAUGUGUUCCUGUUGGUCCUGCAGCCUGAGGAGUUCACACAAGAAGAGGGAAACAGAAUCAGGCAAAUCCUAGACAACCUCAGUGACCGGUCCUUUGAAUACUCAAUGGUACUGAUAACUCAUGAAGACAAGAGGGGACACAUGCAUGAUGAUCACCCUCUGAAUCAGAUGGUCAGCGCCUGUAGAGGGAGGCAGCACCUCAGUGACCGCACUCAACUUAUGGCAGAUGUUGACAAGAUUGUAAAGGAGAAUGGAGGAGGCUAUCUCACCUGUGAGCUAUCUGAAGAUACUACAAGUGGCAUGGUACAAGGGAAAGAGGAAAUCCACAGGACUAAAACUGAUUGGAGCCUCAAAUCUUCCUCUGAGGAAGAACUUGGAAAGGAUGUUUUGGAACAAGGUGAAUCAGCACAAUUGGACAAUUGGGUGAAAAUUAGAGAAAUUGGUAAGUAUACAGAGAGCACAAAAGUUAUAGUGAGAUGAGCAUUGAAUACCACUGACAAUUAAAUUUUGUUUAAUGAAUAACUGGUUUAAAUGGACUGCAAAGAGGAAGUCACUGAAAUUGAUAGUCAACUUUUUUUCAGGAUUGGUAUCACUUAAGGAAGAAAGAGGGGAGCCAAGCAGUGAAGAAAAAUGUGGUGGGUAAAAUUCAGUAGUUUAUACACCAUAUUGCAACUAUUUUCUAUUAAAGAGGGAGAGCUACGGCUCGGUAAGGAUUUGUCAUUAGGACACAUUUUCAUUAUUGGUGUUUCUGCUUUCUAAAUGUCUUUCCUGAGAGGAAAAUAUGGUACAAAAGCUGUGUAGGUAGACGUAACCAAAUAAAAUAUAUAUACGUUUUAUUAUUCACUGAUGUCCAUUUCAAUAUUCUGCUGACCUCCAUUACCAAUGUGUUCAUAUCUCUGAGGUCCUACUGUACUUUAAAGUCUAGUAUAAUGCUCAUGUCAUUGUUGUGUUAACACUUUUAAUGAUUAGAAUGUGGUAUGAUCGCUCGUCCAUAUAUGUACAGUGAAGGAAAAAAGUAUUUGAUCCCCUGCUGAUUUUCUACGUUUGCCCACUGACAAAGACAUGAUCAGUCUAUAAUUUUAAUGGUAGGUUUAUUUGAACAGUGAGAGACAGAAUAACAACAACAAAAUCCAGAAAAACGCAUAUCAAAAAUGUUUUAAAUUGAUUUGCAUUUUAAUGAGGGAAAUAAGUAUUUGACCCCCUCUCAAUCAGAAAGAUUUCUGGCUCCCAGGUGUCUUUUAUACAGGUAACGAGCUGAGAUUAGGAGCACACUCUUAAAGGGAGUGCUCCUAAUCUCAGCUUGUUACCUGUAUAAAAGACAUCUGUCCACAGAAGCAAUCAAUCAAUCAGAUUCCAAACUCUCCACCAUGGCCAAGACCAAAGAGCUCUCCAAGGAUGUCAGGGACAAGAUUGUGGACCUACACAAGGCUGGAAUGGGCUACAAGACCAUCGCCAAGCAGCUUGGUGAGAAGGUGACAACAGUUGGUGCGAUUAUUCGCAAAUGGAAGAAACACAAAAUAACUGUCAAUCUCCCUUGGCCUGGGGCUCCAUGCAAGAUCUCACCUCAUGGCGUUGCAAUGAUCAUGAGAACGGUGAGGAAUCAGCCCAGAACUACACAGGAGGAUCUUGUCAAUGAUCUCAAGGCAGCUGGGACCAUAGUCACCAAGAAAACAAUUGGUAACACACUACGCCGUGAAGGACUGAAAUCCUGCAGCACCCGCAAGGUCCCCCUGCUCAAGAAAGCACAUAUACAUGCCCGUCUGAAGUUUUCCAAUGAACAUCUGAAUGAUUCCGAGGAGAACUGGGUGAAAGUGUUGUGGUCAGAUGAGACCAAAAUGGAGCUCUUUGGCAUCAACUCAACUCGCCGUGUUUGGAGGAGGAGUAAUGCUGCCUAUGACCCCAAGAACACCAUCCCCACCGUCAAACAUGGAGGUGGAAACAUUAUGCUUUGGGGGUGUUUUUCUGCUGAGGGGACAGGACAACUUCACCGCAUCAAAGGGAUGAUGGACGGGGCCAUGUACCGUCAAAUAUUGGGUGAGAACCUCCUUCCCUCAGCCAGGGCAUUGAAAAUGGGUCGUGGAUGGGUAUUCCAGCAUGACAAUGACCCAAAACACACGGCCAAGGCAACAAAGGAGUGGCUCAAGAAGAAGCACAUUAAGGUCCUGGAGUGGCCUAGCCAGUCUCCAGACCUUAAUCCCAUAGAAAAUCUGUGGAGGUAGCUGAAGGUUUGAGUUGCCAAACGUCAGCCUCGAAACCUUAAUGACUUGGAGAAGAUCUGCAAAGAGGAGUGGGACAAAAUCCCUCCUGAGAUGUGUGCAAACCUGGUGGCCAACUACAAGAAACGUCUGACCUCUGUGAUUGCCAACAAGGGUUUUGCCACCAAGUACUAAGUCAUGUUUUGCAGAGGGGUCAAAUAAUUAUUUCCCUAAUUUAAAAUGCAAAUCAAUUUAUAACAUUUUUGACAUGCGUUUUUCUGGAAUUUUUUGGUUGUUAUUCUGUCUCUCACUGUUCAAAUAAACCUACCAUUAAAAUUAUAGACUGAUCAUUUCUUUGUCAGUGGGCAAACGUACAAAAUCAGCAGGGGAUCAAAUACUUAUUCCCCUCACUGUAUAUAUUCUUAAUUCAUUCCUUACUUAGAUUUGUGUGUAUUUGGUAUAUGUGAAAUUGUUAGAUAUUACUUGUUAGAUAGUACUUCACUGUCGGAGCUAGAAGCACAAGCAUUUCGCUACACCCGCAAUAACAACUGCUAAACACGUGUAUGUGACCAAUAAAAUUAGAUUUGAUUUGAUGAGUUCACAGCUCAUAAACCAACAGCAUCUAUCAAUUUGAGGUCAUUACUCCCUCUGGUGGAUACAAAGAGAAAUGCUGCUCAACAUUUAGAGAUGAUUUUUGAGGUGCUUCAUAGUGCAGCGAUGUGCCAUAUAGAUCCCCACAGUGGAGGUGUCAUAAUACCCAUAAAACCUAGCGGUCAAACAGGGAAAUGGUUCCAAUAGUUUUUCCACCAUUCAUUUUUUCCAUAGGGGAUUUUAAAAAGACUUAAAAUAAUGGCUGUGUUUUGUGUAGGCUUACCCUGGCGUGACGUUUUGAUAACCAUGUAAAUAUCUCUCUGACAAGGUGACUUCGGCUCUAUUUACUCUUAGAUUCGAAAAUGCUAAUUAGCAUCAAAGUUGACAUCAUGCAAACUACAAAUCUCUGCAAACUCCUGCACGUCAUAGAUUACACCUUUGCUAACAGGUAUUGUGUCAAUUUAAAACUUGCACAAGACAGUUCACAGAAUUGUCCAUUUAAAGAAAUGUUGCACAUUUAUUAAUUACUACAUUUAGAUAACAUUAGAUAGUUAAUCCAGAGAUUCUUACCUAAGCCUACACGAAACACAGCCCUUAUUUUAAGUGUUUCUAAAAUCCCUUAUUGGAAAAAUGAAUGGUGGAAAAACGAUUGGCACUAUUUCCCUGCUUGACCGCUAGGUUUUAUGGGUAUUAUGACACCUCCGCUGUGGGGCUCUAUGGUGGCCAUUAAAUAUGGCGCUUUGGCGUACAAUGUGAGGGAUAUCAGGGGAAUCGCUGUGCAAAAUAAAAUGCUGGAACUGUACUCACUCAAUAUUACUGACUACUACUGUAAAGCUUUUUGUUCACAAGCAUUGGGAGAAAAACAUUAUUAAUUCGCAACAGGGACAAUCCUCCAGUGCAAAAAUUUGGUAAACAGGUAAACUACAUUUUGUUAAAUAUGCAUAUCCUUAUAUUAAUCAAUCUUACAUGUGUUUUACAGUGUCUUCACUCAGGAUUGUGCUUCUGGGGAAGAGUGAUGACAAGAAGAAUGUAGUGGGUAACAUGAUCCUACAGAAACAGGCUUUUAAUUCUGCUCGUUUCGUUAACUCUAAACAGCAAUGUGAGUCAGCCAAUGGGAAGGUGAAGGGCAAGUCUGUUACUGUUGUAAAGACUCCAGACUUAUUUUCUCUGACUGUGGAGUCCCUGAUGCAGGAGAUGGAGAAAUGUAAGUCCCUCUCUGCCCCUGGGCCUCAUGGGAUCCUGCUGGUGUUGAAGCCUGAGGAGUUCACAGAGGAGAACAGAAACACAUUGAAGUUCAUCCUGAGCAUAUUUGGUAAAGAGGCCUUCAAGCACUCAAUGGUGAUCAUUACUCACAAGGAAGUCGCAGUUAAUCCUCAUCUGAGACAAAUGGUCAUAGAAUGUGGAGGAAGGCAUCACGAAAUUAUCAAACAAGGAAGUGACCACAAAGAGUUAACUGAAAAGAUAGAAAAGAUGGUAGAGGAGAAUGAAUGGAGAUACCUCACCUCCAAUGAAGAGACGACACAUGAUACCAUGACACCAAAGGCUCAGAGACUGAACGUGGUGCUGUGUGGCAGAAGAGGAGCUGGGAAGACUUCUACAGCCAAUGCCAUACUGGGUCAGACAGAGUCCAGUCCAAAGUCCAGCUCUUCCUCAGUGUGUGUGAAGAGAGAAGGAGAGGUGUGUGGUCGGCUGGUCACCCUCAUCGAGCUGCCUGCUCUGUAUGGAACACGUCUCACUCAGGAGGAAGUGAUGCGUGAGACUUUCCGCUGUGUCUCUCUCUGUGACUCUGGAGUCCAUGCUUUCCUCCUGGUCGUACCUUUGCGUCCACUCACUGAUGAAGACAAAGGAGAGUUCGAGACCAUCCAGAAGGUUCUCAGCUCACGAGUCAAUGACUUUGCCAUGGUCCUGUUUAGACAGGAUUACAUUCCAGUUGAUAAAACUGCAGUUGACUUUGUGGAACAAAAUGCAGACACAAAGCAACUGAUCAAGAUAUGCGGAGGGCGGUAUAAAAUCUUUGACGCUUUGAAGAUUGAGAACGCCAAGCAGACGCUUGUAGCAGAAAUAGUCCAAAUGAUGGAUCAGAACAAGACAUGCUACACUCUGUACAUGUACAUGGAGGCUAAGCAUCAAUCAGAACUGGACGAAAAGAACAGAAUAAUCAAGGAUUUAGAGCAGAAAGUCAGCAACAUGUCACAAGGUGAGUUUGUUGAACACAGGGAUGAACAAAUAUUGGGCAGUGAUUGGGAAAGCAAGCAUUUCACAGUAUGAAUCUUCUAUGUUGAUUUCAAUAUCAGUUCAUGCAGUAAUUAACAUUAUUUUAUGAUCAUUUAUUGUUUAAUUUGUAGGUGCUGAAAUGGAGCGCUCCAGCACAGAGUGCGUGAGGGUGGUGCUGAUUGGGAAAACUGGAAAUGGGAAGAGCGCCUCCGCAAACACUAUCCUGGGUAGAGAUGCAUUUGAGUCUGAAUCCAGGACUGACUCUGUGACAACGGUUUGCAAGAAGGCAGUCGGAAAAGUUGAUGGAAGAACAGUUGCUGUGGUGGACACCCCUGGCCUUUUUGACACAACAUUGUCUAAUAAAGAUGUUCAGCAAGAGAUAGAGAAAUAUGUUUCCCUGUCAGCUCCUGGACCCCAUGUGUUUAUCAUAGUGUUGAGUAUCGGGAGAAUCACGCAAGAGGAGCUGGACACUUUGGACCUCAUAGAGACAACCUUUGGUCCACAGGCAAGAAUGUUCUGCUUAGUUCUGUUUACUAGAGGAGAUGACUUGGGAAAGAAAUCAAUUCAAGAUUACAUUGGGAAAAGCAUGAAUGCCAAACUGAAAAAACUGAUCAGAGAUUGUGGAGGCAGACUCCAUGUCUUCAACAACAGAGGUGAAGAUGACCGCACACAGGUCACUGAGCUUCUUAAGAAGAUUAACGAAAUGGUGUCCAUGAACAAGGGCCGUUUCUACACCAAUGAGAUGUUCCAGGAGGCAGAGGCAGCCAUUAAACAGAAACAGGAAGAAAUACUGAAGGAGAGAGAGAUGGAGAUUAAGGCUGACAUGGAGAAACUGAAGGUCAGCCAUGAAACAGCCAUGGAAAAGAUGAAGUCAAAGUUGGAAGAGGAGAGAUUGAAAGUUCAGGAGGAAAGACAGCUGAGAGAAAACAUGUUGAGAGAGCGAGAGGAAGCUAUUAGAAAAGAGCAUGAAGAAAAGGAGAAAGCAGAGAAGGAAGAAAGAAAGUUGAAGGACAAGAAAAAGAAAGAAGAUGAAAAGUUGAAAAAAGAAACAUGGGACACAGAAAAAGAGAAGAUGGAAAAAGAGAUACAAUCUCAGAAAAAAGAGUUGGAAAAACAACAAAGAGAAAAGGAGAAAGAAUAUAAAAUGAGAAUGGAACAACAGAGAAAGGAAGAGGAAGACAGAGAAGAAUUGGUUAAAAAUCAAGAAAGGCAGUUUGCAGAACUGAAAAGGAAACAGGAUGAGGAAAUGGAAAAGAGAGAGAAAGAAGAGGAUGAGAGGAGGAAACAGGAAGAGAAAGAAUGGCAAAGCAAAAUAGAGGAAGCAGAGAAAGGUCAAACAGAACUCCAAGAGGUCAUGCGUAGAGAAAAAGAGGAACGGGAGGAACAGUUGAAGAAAGAAAGAGACAGACAACAGGAAGAAGAAAGGCUGAGGAGACAGAAGGAGGUAGAAACUCUUGUAGAACAAGAGAAAAAACAAAGGAGAUUGAGAGAGGAGUUUGAAAGAGAGAGGGAACAAGAGAGAAUAAAGAUGAAGGAAUUAGAAGAGCAGAGGAGAGAAAUAGAGUGGAAAGAAAGAGAAAAAUUGAAAAAGACUUUGAAGAAAAGAGGAGAGAGUUGA
Messenger RNA from Coregonus sp. 'balchen', 15536 nucleotides. NCBI's taxonomy places the organism in Eukaryota, Metazoa, Chordata, Actinopteri, Salmoniformes, Salmonidae. The record is from the annotation of a GenBank genome assembly.